Molecule: messenger RNA, 791 nt
Organism: Thrips palmi
Lineage: Eukaryota; Metazoa; Arthropoda; Insecta; Thysanoptera; Thripidae
Exons: 7
Coding region: 1-744 (247 amino acids)
Source: RefSeq, a predicted model, not a curated record
AUGUCACUGAUCAGCCUCGCCGUGCCUGAAAUCAGUGAGUGGCAGGUGCUGGAGGCCGUGGUGCGGGUCGUGCUGGGCGUGACCCUGGAGGACCUGGUGCAGCGUUUCGCGCUGCUCUUCCUCACGCACAAGGAGGCCUUCACCGCGCCCCCGACGCGGACGGUGCCGUGCCGCUGCCGGGAGAGCCGCCUCCAGCUGGAGCAGCUGUCCAUGGCCUUGGCGUCCUCCGGGGACAGCUCCGACGUGAACCCCGCCGCCGCCAAGCACAGCACCACCAAGGGCCGCACCGCGAGCAAAGGCGGCGUCACCAUCGCGGACCGUCCUCCCUGGCGGCACUGCUACCGACCCAGCACCCCCAGCAUGGUGUUGUACGAGCCGCCACGGGUGUGCGCCACGCGGUCCGAGGCCGGCGAGGACGUCGAAGACCAGCCGAGGCCGUCCGCGAGCACGGCGUCGAGGCCGUCGGUGAGGCAGGCGGAGACGCAGACUCAGCCGCAAGGCAGCCAAGGCGGCGGCCCGGAGACGUGCUGUCGUGGCCUCCGGAGUCAGAUCCUGGACCUCCGGAGCCUCAUCACCGGCCUGCAGAAGGACAUGGCCGGCCUCAUGCAGGACGAGAGGGGUGACCUGCCGCCGGAGAGCCGCGAGCGGUGGAGAGAGGGCGUUGAGUUCUGGCAGCAGCGAUACGAAGACCUAAAAGAGGAGCAGCAACAAUGUCUGUCGAGGAAAAAAGAAAAGAGAAGGUGAGCAAGAGUUGUUCUAGAGGCGUUAAAUACAAAUAACUCAAAGAUCUG